Aaosphaeria arxii CBS 175.79 is the source of this 1178-nucleotide messenger RNA. RefSeq names its product 1-acylglycerol-3-phosphate O. Lineage: Eukaryota; Fungi; Ascomycota; Dothideomycetes; Pleosporales. Gene Ontology annotation, biological process: phosphatidic acid biosynthetic process. The record is from RefSeq and is a predicted model, not a curated record. Gene Ontology annotation, cellular component: endoplasmic reticulum; membrane. Gene Ontology annotation, molecular function: 1-acylglycerol-3-phosphate O-acyltransferase activity. The coding region runs from base 123 to 1058 and encodes 311 amino acids. The transcript is spliced from 4 exons.
CCACAAGGCUACAGGCAAUCCCCCAAAGAAAAGCGAAAUCGGACCCCCAAGUCUCCUCACCCCACCAAAGCGGCUCUAACGAAUAAUUUACACGUGGGAAUUUCCGACCUCAAUCCCCAACCAUGGGCUGGCUACAAUACACCAUGGCCACGCCUCCCCUCCUCAUCAUAUUCCUCCGAGUGAUCUCGAUCUUCCUACCUAAAAAGCUCUCCCAGCUCGCGUCGUUCGUCGCAUUCUGCAUCACCGCCACCAUCGCCUUGUGCUUCUGCGCUUCGUACGGUGUCUUUGCGAGCAUCUUCCUGAGAUGCAUAGGAUACGGUGGACUCAGCCAAUGGACUGUCGCAAGGGCGUUCAAGUGGACUAUGUGGAUCUUUACUGGGGUUACCUUCCGUGUUACAGAGAGCGCAAGGGUGGAAGGUGGACGACGGGGAGGUGAAGAGGCUCUCAAGGAGAGGCCGGCCAUCUUUGUUGGAAACCAUCAGACAGAACUCGACGUCCUCAUGCUUGGAUGCAUGUUCCCUCAAUACUGCUCCGUCACCGCGAAGAGCUCUCUCAAAUGGGUACCCUUCUUGGGCUGGUUCAUGGCUCUCUCUAAGACUGUCUUCAUCGACCGUGCCAACCGCGCCACUGCCCGCGCAGCUUUCGACGGCGCCGCAAACACCAUCCGCGACGAGCGUCAAUCCGUCUUCAUCUUCCCCGAAGGCACGCGAUCCUACGCCGAGAAGCCCGAGUUGCUGCCCUUCAAGAAGGGCGCCUUCCACCUCGCCAUUCAGGCCCAAGUGCCCAUCGUUCCCGUGGUCGUCGCAACCUACAGCCAUGUCUUGAACCUGAAGCAGAAGAAGUUCGUCCCGGGUGUUGUAGACUUUAGCGUGCUUCCUCCGAUCCCAACGAAGGGACUCACGCCCGCAGAUGCUGACGCGCUCACGACCAAGACCAGAGAUGCGAUGAUGAACGAGCUCAUCCGCCUGUCUCACCUCACCGAGAACGGAUCGAAUACUCCUCUCCCCAGGGCGACUGGCGUCGAGGACAGUUCAGCGGAGCUGAGGAAGAGGAACUGAAGAUAAGAAGGUCCUGAUGAUGCGACAUGUUUGACGAAGCGACGACAUAGAAGAGGGAUUACGGGUGGAAGGAUGCGAAAUGGGAAUUAGGAGUGUCUGUUUGUUCAGCAUCAUGAAAGG